AUGCCUAUCCGCCCCGCAACCCCAACAGACGAGACUGCUCUCGUCGAACUCUGCACUGCUGCAUUCUUCGAUGAAAGCCUCUUCGGCCAGACUCUACAUCCCUACCGCCACAAGUACCCCGACGACGUGAAAAUUUUCUGGCACGAAACAAUACGUAGGUAUUUUGCUACUCCUGGUUUCGUUGUCCUUGUUGCUGUGCGAACGAAUGGCAACGGUGAGGAGAAAAUAGGUGGUAUGGCGAUAUGGGAACGGCAAGGAGACGAUGAAGGGGCAAAGAAGACAAAAGAGGAGUGGGUGGAUUAUGGAUCCUUCCCUCCCCUCUCCUCAACCCAGAACCGUGCCGCAGAUCCCACAAAACGCAACAUCGUCGACGAAUGCAUGCUCUACGGGGCACACUUUUGGUCCGGUGACCGCGCAAAUAACUGGUACCUUUCCCUCUGCGGCAUUCACCCCGACUACCAAGGCAAAGGCGUUGGCCGUGAAUUAGUGCGGUGGGGACUGGAGAAAGCAGCACAGGAAGGGGUACCCGCAAGUGUCGUUUCGAGUGAUGGAAAUGAUGCCUUUUAUCUGCGCUGUGGGUUCGAUGAAAUAGUCGGGGAUGUAACGGCGGGUGAAGGGAAUCCAAUAUCAUCAAUUAGCUACCCACCCAAGCGUCACGAAGCCCAAAAUACACAAAAGUGCCAAUGUGGGGAAAUCCCAAUCGCUUCCCCCGACCCCACAUGGCUAGAACCGCGAUUCUGGAGUCCAGAUACCCCUCGAAUCCCCAACCUUAAAGCCACAUCCCUUCCCUUUCCAACCCAAACGAGUCUCACUCCGAAUGUAUGCCCUGAAAAUGACAAAGACGUCAUCAUUCACUCUGGUCUUGUGGCUCGCUUAGGGUAA
Plenodomus lingam JN3 is the source of this 882-nucleotide messenger RNA. RefSeq lists its product as uncharacterized. Gene Ontology annotation, molecular function: acyltransferase activity, transferring groups other than amino-acyl groups. The record is from RefSeq and is a predicted model, not a curated record. Lineage: Eukaryota; Fungi; Ascomycota; Dothideomycetes; Pleosporales; Leptosphaeriaceae.